AUGGAGACCCCAGAAGAAAGUUUGCCUGAGAAAAGAAGCCAAUUUGGAGGUAGAUUUUUGAAGGAAAGUGAUGAUGUGUUCAGCCACAAUGCCUGGGAUAAUGUGGAGUGGGAUGAGGAAAAAGAGAAAGAAGUGAGAAAUCUUGUCGAGAAACAAUUGGAAAAUCCUAUGAAUGAAGAGAAGCAAAUUUUAUUAAAACAAAAUGCUGAUAAAUAUUGGGACAAGUUCUAUGGAAUACAUGCAAAUAGAUUUUUUAAAGAUCGUCAUUGGCUGUUUACUGAAUUUCCAGAAUUAGUUCCGGCUGACGAACUUAAAGAGGAUACACCUGUUAGUAUUAAUGUUGAGAGUCGAGCAUCAAAUGUUCUUGAAAAUCUAGAAGAAUAUCCCAAACGGUCUAUAUGGGAAAUAGGAUGUGGUGUUGGAAACACAGUUUUUCCAAUUUUGCAGUAUAGUACAAAUCCUAAUUUAUUUGUCUACUGUUGUGAUUUUUCUACCAAAGCAAUUGAAGUGCUCAAAGAACAUCAUGAUUACAACACCAAAAGAUGCAAUGCUUUUGUUUGUGACAUUUCUUCUGAAAAUAUAGAAGUACCUUUUGAACCAGAAAGUAUAGACAUUGUUCUGUUAGUAUUUGCUUUGUCUGCCGUUCUUCCAGAAAAGAUGAAAACAGUUGUAAGACACAUACACAAGUAUCUUAAACCCGGUGGAUUGGUCUUAUUUAGAGAUUACGGUCGAUAUGACCUUGCACAGGUUAGAUUUAAAGCUGGAAGUUUGAUAGAAGACAAUUUCUAUGCUCGCGGUGAUGGCACCUUUGUUUACUUCUUUACCCAAGAAGAGGUUCAGACAUUGUUUACUGGUGCUGGAUUUAAGGAGAAACAGAAUCUCAUAGACAGGCGUCUACAAGUAAACCGAGGACGCAAGUUGAAAAUGUAUCGUGUCUGGAUUCAGGGAAAAUACUGCAAAGAAAGCUAA
Molecule: messenger RNA, 969 nt
Organism: Nezara viridula (southern green stink bug)
Lineage: Eukaryota; Metazoa; Arthropoda; Insecta; Hemiptera; Pentatomidae
Source: the annotation of a GenBank genome assembly